Messenger RNA from Amoebophrya sp. A25, 5478 nucleotides. Lineage: Eukaryota; Dinophyceae; Syndiniales; Amoebophryaceae. The record is from the annotation of a GenBank genome assembly.
UGGGUAAGCCAGAGUGACCACAAUUGUUGCAUGCCUUCGAAGGUGUUGCUAGUUGUUAACCACUCAUUCGAAGUAAGUCGUCCCCUUGUGCAGGAGAGGUAGAAAAACUCAUUGAAGCUCCUAGAAGAAUGGUAGUUUUCAGCCGGCAGAGCCUGGAGCUUGGUGCCCCCCUCAAAAGUAGCUAUACUUCUGGGGGCACGUCGCGCACGACCAGCGGGGCAUUGCGUUUGUCCAAAGCAGGAAGUGUGCAAGCAAGUGGCGCAAGCGAACAGCAAGACGCUGGCUACAAAGCAGCAGCAAGCUCGAUCAAGGGAGGAACUGCAAGUGGGAGUGGGAGUCGGCGAGGCACGAAAUCUACAUUGCCGGAUCCGUCGCAACGGCGGAAGCAUACGGAGGCAGGACUGAAACAGGUGAUGCAUGCGGUCGUGCGGGAUACGGGCGUUAACUUGCGUGAAGAGGGCACGGGACAGGAAGCUAUUGACCUUCCACAGAGUUCUGGCGGAGUGCUGAAGAACAGAGAAGAGUUACUGUUACGCUGCUAGCUCUUUAACUAUAGGCUAUAAAUUAAUAGGCCUCGUAAAUGCAGGUGUCAAGCGAGAAUAUAUAUCAUUCUUCUGGGGUUAUUCCCGUGCAGGAACAAGCUCCUGUGACCUAGAAGGGACCUCUUGAAGAGUCAGACUAUGUUGGACUCGCUUCUAAGAGAACACGAGCAUCAUCAAAUCCUGCCCCAACACCAAGCUGCUUCUUCGUCGAGCACUAGCGUUUACAACGUCGGCGGCACAACCUCCACGGGAACCGCAGCCUUUCCUGCCCCACCUCCUGGAGCUCGGUCACCCCGUGUCGCGGUGGUUGCCGGCACAGAGAGCCUCACGUCUUCGCGCGGGCCGAGCAGUGGCGGCUCGAGUCUCACGUCCUCGCGCAGGUCGUCUGCAGCAACCGACCAACGCCUAGAGGAGUUGCUACUUCAGAACGCAGAGCUGAAGAGAAACUUGCAGUUGCUGCAAGCAGGCGUGGUAGAAAGUAUGCGUGGAAACAAAGCAAGAUUCAUGGGCUCUGGCGGAGGCGGAGGCGGCGUGCAGACAAGUAGCAGUAUGCUCCGUCCAGUAAUAAGAACUAAGUUUUCCUGCGAUCCUCCCCGAGACUUUUCAAGUGACGAACCAACAGAAUUUUCGGCGUCAUCGAAACUAAGUACUUGCUUCAGGUGAGCGUAAUCGUUGAAAUAGUGCCCUCCAUGAAAUUGACCUGAACAAGAAAGUACACUGUAAGUAAGCUCCUUUCUUCGCGAACUUGAAUUAAGUGAGUACUAGAUAACUGAAACUUGAGAGAGUUUUCCGGUUUCAUAUUGGGUGUCCACCACUUGUCAUGUAGUACAAGGCGUCGAGCGCAAAGCUGCCCAAUCUGCAGGACUUGGACGAGCUAAAGUUCCUCUUGUCGAGAAAGAACCAACAGAUCGCGGAGCUGGAAGCGCAUAGUACCGAAAAUGCGGCGCAGAUCAAGCGACUCGGACGACAGUUCGAAUUAUGAAACAGAUGUAAGAAGAGUACUUGUUCUGUGAUCUGAUACGUAGUUGAUUCUCGGCUUUGGUAUUCUAGUACUUACAUGAUCUUCGAGGCUUUUCCUUCAUGGAUCGACGCGACAGUGCGGCACGGCCGCGAGCUGGGCUUGUGGGAGGAGCGGUGGUCGGGUAGGGUCGCGGAGACGGAGCGAUUGGAGGAACGUGUCCGACUCGCGCUUGCCGACCUGGACAGAGCCUCUUCGGAGACGUCAUUUGAGCGUCAGCGGGCAGAUGAUAGCGAGGCGAAAAUUGCGGAAUGGGACACCAAACUUGCGGAUUUGGAAGCAAAGUGUCACAAUUUGGAGGAAAAUGCGACAAGGGAGGCUGCCGAAGCUGCGGCAGCAAAGACAGCGGCAGGAGACGAGGCAAAGCGUGCUCAGGAAAGGGAAGAGCUGCUUCACUUUACGCUUUAGAUACAAACAAAACAAAUUUUUUAAGCUCCCUAUUCUCGAUAACCAUUACGCACUUCUGAAGCUACAUUUUCACAUCACAAGCCAUUUCCUUCUACUAACUUCUACUACAGCAACUGUCAACCUUCGCUUUCUAUUAGUGACGCACCUUUUUGGAAAAUGCUUACUCAGCGUGACUUCUUCAUAGUGGCAGAGACGGAACGGCUUGCAUCAGAGUUAAAGUCUCGAAAAAGCGAGUUAGAUGCUGUCAUGGCGGAAAAGUCUAGUCUGCAAGCGGCCCUCAACGUGGCACGUGCAAACUGCGACAAGAGCAAAUCUCAAAUGUACUAUCCACGUUUCGACUUCUAGCCUUGAAUUAUCAAGCUGGGUGGAGUCAAACUGCCAACGUGUAACAAAUAGAUAGUUGAAAUAUAUUUCUUGAAGUACUAUCACUUUUGAAGUGUCUUUAGGUUUGCGGUGUCGCUCCGCGUCCUUGCGCUGAGCAAUAGCAGCGAUGGUCUCCUCCGCAGUGUCUUUGAUAGUUGGAGGGCGGAGCAGCUGCAUGGAAAGCUGACAUGGGAGCAGAAGCAGAGGCAGGCCGUAGAAGCAGGUGGGCAAAAGCGUGCCGCUGAGUUGGGGGAGGCGCUGGCCAUUGCGCGGCGCGAGUUUGAUGCGGCCAAAGCUGAGUGGGUCGCCUUCCGCGAGGCACAAACGAGUGACCGCGACGCCGCACUCAGUGCGGAACUGGCGCGGAUAAAGGCAGAUCUUCAAGCGGCGAGGAAGGACUCAGACGCCUUGCGCAGUCAAAAGCUGGCUGCUGAAAAGCAGGUGUCCGCAUUGAGAAAACAAAAGGAUGCGGAAAUCUCCAAACUGCAAACCAAGAUAAAAGACCUGGAGGCAAGUAUUGGAUGGUUUUUGCAUCAGAUCAUCCAAAUCUAUGCUGCACGAUAUUUUAGUUAGAUUGCUUAUUUUGUAUCCUAUUUUACUCUUAUUCCUGGAAUCACCACCUACUUGCCUUACCACUGGGCUUGUUCGUACGCUGUGCAGAGGUAGAUUCUAUCAUCUUUCUGUUGGUGGACUUUGCACUGUGAAAAUAUGAGUUGUAGGUCUCAUGCAAGCAGAAUAAGUAUAAUCAGUAUCGGCCGUGCACUAGGAGUCAACCAUAACUGACUACUACCUUUGACUGUUUUCGCAACUUUUAUAGGUAUUAGGGCUGCAAAAGACGAAGCUGCCGCUUCCUCGAGUGAAGAGGAGAUGCACAAGUUCAAGCUCGCGCAAGAGGCAGAAGCGAUGACACAGAAAGAGUUCUACAAAAAGCGUGAGGACACAUUAGUCAAGGAGAACCAGGCUCUGCAAGAUAAAUUGAAAGAACUGACGCCGACGUCAGGUGGUAAAUUAAUUGCCUAGAGUGAUUUUCUUCUAAUAAGAAUUUUCUUUCUUCAUUUGAUAAAGUCCAUCUCGCUGAGUUUUUGUAUCGUACUGCGACAAGUGCGCUGCAUCUACAACUAGGCAGCCAACACAUCUUCAACUUGUACUUUUGUUACCCCAGGCGGCAGCAGUGGGAGCAGUUUCUAUGCUAAGCAAGUGCCCGAUCAUGGCGACAAGAAGUGGCGGCAGAAGCUCCGGCAAGUAGAGGAGGAGCACAAACGACAGCGAGCAGAGUGGGAGAGGGAGCGGGCGGACCUGCGAGAAGGGAGAUCGCGAGAAGAGGAGCAGGCGAAGGAAAUUGCGGACCUCAAACAGCGUUUAGAACAGGCACGCCGAGAAGCCGGGGAAUUGAGUGCCGCCAAGGCACACGCGGAAAAAGAACGCGAUGCUGCAGGAGGCCGAUCUAGCAAGAGCUCUCCGGUAGAGAGUCGAACUUCCCACAUUAUGGGUAACCAAGAAGCCGGCGCAACCACGCCUCUCGGUGGUUGCACUAACGUUUUCCAAUUGCUCUGUCACAAAUUUUGAUGUCACCGACUAUCUGAAAUUAAAGAUCAACUACAUGGAUUAAUAGGUUCAACCUGUUAUGAAAAGAGAAAAUUUUAUCCCCAAGCUUGGUUGGUGGAAUCGAUUUUCUAACUUUCAAGAGCUAGAGAAGGAACCUUGGUGGAACGAUUUAGAACUUGCAAGGCGCGAGAUAGCAGAACUUCUUGCGGACAGAGCAGAACUGUUGAAACGCAGUGAAAGCGUAGAAGCAAGUCUGGGCUUAGCAGAUGAGAGUUAAGAGCAACAAAAUGAUAAAAAAGGGUGCGGCCUUUGAUAUUCAUUCGUGACGAUGAAAUUUCGAGCAGUGAACUCGAUUUGUAAAGCUCCUGUGCUGAUCCUCUAAGUAAAGGCCGGACGUUGGAAAGACGCUGUAGAGGAAAAUGUGCAAGCGGUUCGUCGAAAUUUGCGAAUGCUUGUCACUGCUCCGAAAAUAUCUAUCAACGUCGGCGGCAACAACGACUUUCAUGUGAAGUCGUCUUUCCCCUAUGAGGAAAUACGAAGCGCAAUAAAGGCCGAAAUCAUACCAAAGUUUCAGGUGUUAAGUAUUAGGUGGUGUGACCUUAAUGUGAUCGGAUUUCAAGGUAGUGUUAAUUUGGUGGCGGUUUGCAGGUGCUUGUACUAGUUGGAGCAACGUCGUACUGUUAUCCGAAAUUUCAUUGUUGCUCUCGAUCGAAGACGAUAUGAGUUACUAGAAGGUUGACGAUAUGAGUUACUUAGAAGAUGGUUAUAUAUUCCAUAAUUUCUAUGUAAUAAUGUCUCUUUGGUUGAAGAUGUUAAUUGAUUGUUUGAAAGGGCGGUCGCAUAUAGUCCUAACGCAAAAAAAAAGUCUUAGGUGGUUGUGUUGAACAGCAACAGGGACACACACAUGACAUGAUUGACACCGACCACUACUUCAGCGCUGCAUGCACAUAUCUGAGGAGAAGUAUGGAAGUGACUCGGACGUGAAGCAAUUAGUGUAUAAAGGUGUGGAAGACUUGGCGUUGACGCUGCAGACGAAAAUCCACGAACUAGUGCCAUCUGCAGAGGGGACUUGUCAUUGGGACGGAUUCGGUACUUGAAAUUAUUUCGAUUUGUUUUCAUUGACAGCUCGAGUACAUUUUACUACUACUGCUUGGAGUUGGAUCUUCACGUAGAGAUAGUCCUUUUACUUGCUCCUUUGUCUCAAAAAUAUCUCUCAGGUUGCGCGAAAACGUCUGCCUCAACGGACACUCCAGUGCACAGUAGUGCUGAUAGCCCCGUGAAGGGUGGAAGCCAUCAGCUGGCAAAAGCCGAGCGGUCAAGCAUCACCGGAACCUUUAUGGAUAGACAUCCAGAUGAUCCGGAUCCCCAUCUGUCAACAUCCAAGCAGGAACUGUUGUGAUACUCCUAAGUUGUAUCUUAUUGGCACUGUCGACGAGUGUCCACGACGUAUCUGUCGUGUGUCUACUACGUAUUCUGCACUCAUUUGUUUCUGAAUCUAAAGUUUCCCAGGCGCAAUCCCAAUCGAGGUCGAGAACCGUGUCCAAAACAGGGGGAAGCCACUCACCGAGCAAGACGCCUAGUAGGCGACCUUCCCAAACCUAA